Molecule: messenger RNA, 1088 nt
Organism: Sesamum indicum (sesame)
Lineage: Eukaryota; Viridiplantae; Streptophyta; Magnoliopsida; Lamiales; Pedaliaceae
Gene: GS1
Product: Haloacid dehalogenase-like hydrolase (HAD) superfamily protein
Biological process (GO): glycerol biosynthetic process
Molecular function (GO): sn-glycerol 3-phosphatase activity
Source: RefSeq, a predicted model, not a curated record
UUUGCUGUUGCUCUGACGAUAGUAUAAAUACUUUCAGGCCAUCUUUCUCAAAGAGAGAAUCUGGUUAUCAAUCUCCCAGAUCUCUCACUCACUUAAAUGGCGAAUCCAUGUACUGUACCCGAUGCUCCUUCAACUAGGCCAACCAUAACACACGUUAUCUUCGACAUGGACGGCCUUUUACUUGACACAGAGAAAUUCUACACUGAAGUCCAGGAGAUUAUUCUUGCUAGAUACAAUAAAACUUUUGAUUGGUCUCUCAAAGCCAAAAUGAUGGGCAAGAAGGCAAUAGAAGCUGCUCGAGUUUUUGUUGAAGAGACUGGAAUUAGCGAUUCACUCUCAGCUGAAGACUUUCUUCUAGAAAGAGAGGAGAUGCUGAGAACUAUGUUCCCAACAAGUGAACUCAUGCCAGGGGCCAGUCGUUUGAUUCGGCACCUCCAUGCGAAUGGAAUACCUAUCUGUGUUGCAACGGGUUCACACAGAAGGCAUUUUGAAUUGAAAACACAAAGACAUGGUGAACUUUUUUCACUGAUGCAUCAUAUUGUUCUUGGUGAUGAUCCAGAAGUGAAACAAGGGAAACCUUCUCCAGAUGUGUUCCUUGCAGCGGCCAAGAGAUUUGAGGGUGGACCAGUUGAUCCACAGAAGAUACUUGUUUUUGAAGAUGCACCAUCAGGCGUCCUAGCAGCUAAGAAUGCUGGCAUGUCGGUGGUCAUGGUUCCAGAUCCUAGGCUGGAUAGCUCGUUUCAUCAAACUGCUGAUCAGGUUCUAAGCUCCCUGAUGGACUUCAAUCCAAGUGAGUGGAGUCUGCCUCCUUUUGACAAAGCGGCAAACUGAUCAUACAUUGAUUGGUAUAGCGUGACACAUCUUGCUCACGACAGAUUGUUUCCAGCUGGUUGUUUAAGAGACAUUUCAUUUCAAAUGAGGUUUUCAGGACAAGAGUCACAUACCCUUUUCUCAAUGGAGAAUUUCCAUCGCUGUGAAACUGCUGUCAUUUGAUUAUAUGUUCUUUAACAGUUACAUGAAGUGAAACCUAAAUUGAUCUUCUGAAAUUUGUUUGCUGUCAUCAUGUAAUACAUUAUUUGUUCUCAUCA